UCUUUUUCACACAUGAACACAGCUAAUGAAGUUCUCAGAUAAGGACAUUGUGGAGAUGAUCUUUUUCCCUGUUUUGAAUGAAGCCUGCCGGGUCCUUGAUGAAGGAAUUGCAGUCAAGGCAUCAGACCUGGACAUUGCAGCAGUUAUGGGUAUGGGAUUUCCAUCGUACAGGGGAGGAAUAAUGUUCUGGGCUGAUUCUCUCGGAUCAAAAUACAUUUGUUCUAGAUUGGAGGAGUGGUCAGAGAUGUAUGGACAGUUCUUCAAGCCUUGUGCCUAUUUAUUAGAAAGGGCUGCCAAGGGGACUCUUCUGAGUGCACCACUGGAGCAGGCUAAGUCUCGGUUAUAAGAUUAGCUUGUCUGCAAUCUCUUCUGCUUGUUCUCGUAUUUGAUGCCAGAAAGAAAGCUGGAUGAAGGCUAAAUUACUUCUCAGACGGUAAUUUCAGGAUGGUUGGAAGAUUCUGCCAAACAUAUGCAUGCUGUUACCAUUUCUGAUCAAUGUCUUAUUAGCAAUUUCAGGGUUCUCCUUGCACUUUCUUACUUCCACCAAUAUUAGUACUAUAAGUCUCCAUUUUAGUCAUAAUCAAGUACUAAAAUAAUUACCAAAAAAAAAAAAAAGUACUAAAAUAAUGUGAUGAAGGGUGACUCCACAUCUAUGAUAGGAUCGGUGCCCAGGAAUCCGGGACUCAUUUCUAGUUUUUAUCUCCUCUCUUUACCUUUCAAUAAGUAAUCUUCUUAGCGAUGGAUUGUUCAA
This is a messenger RNA of Macadamia integrifolia, 751 nucleotides long. RefSeq names its product peroxisomal fatty acid beta-oxidation multifunctional protein MFP2-like. The record is from RefSeq and is a predicted model, not a curated record. The transcript is spliced from 3 exons. Gene Ontology annotation, cellular component: peroxisome. Lineage: Eukaryota; Viridiplantae; Streptophyta; Magnoliopsida; Proteales; Proteaceae. Gene Ontology annotation, biological process: fatty acid beta-oxidation. The coding region runs from base 26 to 346 and encodes 106 amino acids. Gene Ontology annotation, molecular function: (3S)-3-hydroxyacyl-CoA dehydrogenase (NAD+) activity.